GGUAGGAAGUCAGUGUCAGGCAGCUGUACGACAUAAGCGGAUCCGUGCCCCAAUCCCCCGUCCCCCGUCAUUUCUAAAACUUUACAACAAAACACAGCAGUCCCUUAAAAGAAGCCAGCAGCGCCGCAGUUCACCAGCGCCCACCACGAUGAAGGGGCUAGCGGCAGCAGCAGUACUAAUGAAUCAGACUGACUCAUUACAGUACGCUGCAGCCAGCUUCCCUCUCCUCCCCUCAACCACGAUCCAUCAUUCACCUGCGCAGCCCACAAGCGACAUGCCAGCUGCCGAGAGGGUCACUGAGCAGCAGGGUAGUGUCUUCCACCUGUUUCCUGGCCGCCUGAUGGUCAAUACUUGUCCUGCAGCCAGUCACAAAUUCAAGGGAGUGGGAGCUUCAAAGAUAGCAGGCGCGCUGCUGCUGCAGUCACAGUGCGCACUUUCUGGUGCCCUAGAUCUGGUGCAAUAUAUGCAUGUAAGUAUCUGCAACUGAGUUCCUUUGUGGGUUCCGCCUCCUCUCUUUAUAACCUGCAACAUCGUAGCUCUCAACUGUGUGCUCCCUCACUGUGUCUAAUGGGGCCAUGUCCAGCCAAGCCCAUUCUUUAGUGUUUGACUGGCCCAGCAUGGGGAUCAUAUCCCCAGUGGAGCCUACAACUGCUGCCCGAAAGGGUGGGGAGACCCAGCAGAUAUUGCUGUGCAGUGUUCAAUUAAAGUGGCGCCCGGCUUCCCGCCCCUCUAAAUGACGGCAAAGCCGCAGCGUGGACCUUAUAACAGAGCUGGGAUACUGAGAGAAGAUACCAGGAGCAGCGGAGCUGAUUAGAGCACAGGAACUUAAGUUACUCAAAGAAAAUCAGCAACCAUGGCUGCCACCUCAAGGCCCCAAGCUGCGGAUACAGGAGAAGCAGUUACAUUAUUUAUAAAAAUGGACUUAAGUUUUUUUUGACUAAAAUAUACACUAAAUAAUCAAAAUCUUUCAACAUAGGACCAGCCACAUUGCACGCAACUCCGCAAACUCAAAGUACACAUGUGUCUCUCCAAGGCAAAAGUAUGCCACACAAGAGGCGACGGAGUGAACCAAGUCAAACAGUUACCGCGUAUCAACAACAACAGGGCCUUUCUCUUGUGGCCCCACAGCCUCCAGAAGAGCUUUUGGCGACUCCUCCAAGACCUCGGCCACACUCUCAUCAUGUUGCUGUUACUCAAAGAAAAUCAGCAACCAUGGCUGCCACCUCAAGGCCCCAAGCUGCGGAUACAGGAGAAGCAGGACCAGCCACAUUGCACGCAACUCCACAAACUCAAAGUACACACGUGUCUCUCCAAGGCAAAAGUAUGCCACACAAGAGGCGAAGGAGUGAACCAAGUCAAACAGUUACCGCGUAUCAACAACAACAGCGCUUUUCUCUUGUGGCCCCACAGCCUCCAGAAGAACUUUUGGCAACUCCUCCAAGACCUCAGCCACACUCUCAUCAUGUUGCUGAAUCCGACAUGCCCCAGGAAACACAGCAGGACACAUUGAGUGAUGACAAUUCUGUGCAUCAACAGCAGCCUUCUUCACCAACCCGACCAAGGUCGCCCACAAUGAGGUCAUCACUGACACAGACACCACCAAUUGCUCAACUGACCACACAAACACCACAGGUGGAAAUCCGUGAAACAAAUUUCUUGACCAGGUGGUCACAUGAGCAAACCAUUGUUGGUGACUACAUCAAACGACAAACCCAAUUUCAGGCAAGUCUGCCACAUCACCUCCCACGCAUAUCAUGAAAUAGCAGCAGACUGAACCUCCAAAUGACCCGUAUUGCUAAUACCCUUGAGCAAAUAUGUGCAGACAAUGUGCUAAACAACCAUGCCAUUAUCAGAGUAAUGGAUGAACUGCUUAGACACCAACAGCAAUUCAUCAACAUCAUACAAAACAAUCUGCUUCUAAUGCAAAGUUUAUCUAGACCAAUAGAGCAAACUUCGGAUGCCAAUACUCAACUGUCCGCCAGUAUAAACAAUCUUAGCCAGAACAUUUUACCCAUUCAACAAGAAACCCAAACAGCAAGCUCCUCAACCACCACACCCAGCAUCACCCCAGUUACCUCCCCAGUACGGAGAUCCCACAGAACCCGAAGUAAUGUUGCUGGACAGGGAUCAUCUUCAUCCAAAAAGCAACAACCAAAAUGACACCUGAAACUUGCGCUAAAAAUGUUUUACUACAGAAAAUAAAUCAAUCUGGUUAAUUUUUCACGUUAUUGUUUUUUUUAAAUUGGUUUUCUACAUUUAUACAUUAAUUUAUCAACACAUAUUGUUGAUAACUUCAAACAUGUAUGAUUUACAUUAGCAUUUGUG
Molecule: messenger RNA, 2325 nt
Organism: Pseudophryne corroboree (corroboree frog)
Lineage: Eukaryota; Metazoa; Chordata; Amphibia; Anura; Myobatrachidae
Product: activating signal cointegrator 1 complex subunit 2 homolog
Exons: 5
Coding region: 1042-1758 (238 amino acids)
Source: RefSeq, a predicted model, not a curated record